This is a messenger RNA of Arachis ipaensis, 1711 nucleotides long. The record is from RefSeq and is a predicted model, not a curated record. NCBI's taxonomy places the organism in Eukaryota, Viridiplantae, Streptophyta, Magnoliopsida, Fabales, Fabaceae.
AUGGCAGGCAUCCCAACAAGCAUUGAUUCGUCCUCAUCCUCAAUAAGCCCGAGUUUCGAAAGACUGAAAACUCAGAAAGUCAAAGCUCUCGUCCACAGGUCUAAGCAGCACAGAAACAGAAGCACUGACAAUGGUCGACCACGUGAUUCAUCGCCAAACCCUCGUUCAAGAGGAGGAUGGGGGGACGCUGGAGGAUCCUUCCGUUCUCUUAAUUCUCAGGAGCUUGCUCCCGACACCAACUUCUUCAGUGUCAAGUCCUUCAGGGAACUAGGCUGCGCUGACUACCUCAUCCAAUCACUCCAAAAGCUCUCUUUCCCGCGCCCUUCCAAUGUACAGGCCAUGGCAUUUGCACCUGUUAUUGCUGGAAAGACUUGUAUUAUAGCUGACCAAAGUGGUUCUGGAAAGACUUUAGCAUAUCUUGCACCAAUAAUUCAGCGUCUUCGGCAAGAAGAACUAGAAGGACACAGUAAAUCCUCUCCUCAAGCUCCUAGAGUUGUCAUACUAGCACCAACAGCUGAAUUAGCUUCCCAGGUCUUAGAUAAUUGUCGAUCACUGUCUAGAUCUGGGGUUCCAUUUAAAUCUAUGGUUGUCACAGGUGGCUUUCGACAAAGAACUCAACUGGAAACUUUACAACAGGGUGUUGAUGUAUUAAUAGCUACACCUGGCCGUUUUUUGUUCCUUAUGAAGGAAGGCUUCUUGCAGUUAACAAAUCUAAGAUGUGUUGUUUUGGAUGAGGUAGAUAUUCUCUUUGGUGAUGAGGAUUUCGAAGUGGCUCUUCAAAGCUUGAUCAAUUCCUCACCCAUAACUACACAAUACUUGUUUGUGACUGCAACUCUACCAAGAGAUGUUUACAGCAAACUGGUUGAAAUUUUCCCCGAUUGUGAAAUGAUCAUGGGACCUAGUAUGCACCGAAUAAGCCCACGCCUUGAAGAGAUCAUAGUAGAUUGCAGUGGAGAAGAUGGGCAAGAAAAAACUACUGAUACAGCAUUUCUGAACAAGAAAUCUGCUCUUCUGCAGCUUGCAGAGGAACGGCCUGUUCCAAGAACUAUUGUGUUUUGCAACAAAAUUGAAACAUGCAGAAAAGUAGAGAAUGCAUUAAAGCGUAUAGAUAGAAAGGGAGCAGUUAUACAAGUUCUACCUUUCCAUGCUGCCAUGACACAGGAAUCAAGGCUUGCCAGUAUGAAGGAGUUUGCACGUUCACCGUCAAAACAAGUGUCCCAGUUUAUGGUUUGCACUGACCGAGCAUCAAGGGGAAUAGACUUUUGGGGAGUGGAGCACGUGAUACUGUUUGACUUCCCGAGGGAUCCAAGCGAAUAUGUGAGGCGUGUCGGAAGAACGGCGAGAGGCGCAAAGGGUGUGGGGAAGGCAUUCAUAUUCGUGGUAGGCAAGCAAGUAUCGCUUGCACGCAAAAUCAUGGAAAGAAAUAGGAAGGGUCACCCGUUACAUGAUGUCCCUUCUGCUGUUACCUUCUAGUUUUCAGGUCGGCGAUGGUUUGCAAUGCAUGAACUCAUUUUUAGUGUAUGAAUGAAGAAAAAUUCACGUUUGUUAGUUAUGGUAAUGUGCGAAAUCCAAAGCAACUAUUAAUUUAUUCUGUGCUAUUAUCUUAUACUAGUAUAAAGCCCGGGCGUAGGUAGUGUACAUUAUCUAUUUUAUUGUAUUUAUAUAUAGUUUAUUUAUAAAAAGAUUAAUAUAUAUUUAUAUUCUAAUGUAU